GUUCAACUUUGACUUUGUUUAUAAUAUCGAAAUUUUUUUAAAGUAUUUUUGGUGCGUUUCGUAGUUUUGUUCAAGCGAUUGGUUCUGUUUUUAUUGCGACGACCAGGUAUGGAGUCGUCUGCUAAAGGUCCAAUAAAAAUAUAUGGCAAUGAUUCAUUAUCAAGUAGAGUCGCUGCCUUUCAGAAGAAGGCGGAAGAACACCGUGUGAAACAGAAGUAUAAUCCGUUUUCUCAGGCAGGUAGUCUCAGUGAAUUAAAUCGUCCCAAAUGGGACAAAAAUGAUCCUAGGUAUGGGCGACCAGUGGAAGGUUCUAAAACUGAGCAGAGAGGAUUAGCUGCUGGCGCACAUAUCUCAAAUGAGGUUAUAUUUCUUUGUGAAAUGAUCAGUGAAUAUGGAACCACAGGGGAAAAUGGUACUAUGUGCAUAACGUUUGGAGAACUGUUUCAGAUUUAUACUGCAAUAUCAAACAAAGUUGUUGGAAUUCUCAUGAGAGCUCGUAAGCAUGGUCUAGUUCAUUUUGAAGGUGAGAUGUUAUUUCAGAGAAGAGAUGAUGAUGUAAUAAUCACCCUUUUGAAACCAAUCAAUGAGAUACGUCCUCCAAAAGUUGCACCUAAACGGAAACAUGAUGAGCAAGAGUCAAUGAGCGUUAUGUCUCCUGAAGAUUAUUAGAACUGAAAAACAAUUUGUGUGAUUUUCUAAAUUGUUUUAAACUUUAGGCAGAAAUUCUGAUAUAACAAUGAACUUUUUAUCUUGCUUUAUAAUGUACUUUUUGUUUUUAUUAUAUAUAGAGCUUAAUUAGUAAUUAUUAAAAAAUGCUUAUAUAUAGUUUUUUUUUUGUUGCCUUUGUAAUCAGAAGUUAGAGGAAUGUGUAUUUAUAAUUAAGUUCAAAGUUAUGCUACUGAAAACUAUUAAUAUAGGAUUCUUUGGCUGUUCCUGAGAAUUUCAAGGAUGCUGAGAGUUUUUUUGUGCAGAGGAUAAAUAUAAGACUAUUUUUUAUGAUUAUUUACAAUGCAUCUAUGAUACUAAAUAAGUGAAUUAUUAAUUCAAUUGAAUCUUCUUUCACAGUUUGAAAAUAUGAUUUUGUAUAAUUAAUUAAUGCUGUGAUCAGAUAUUAAAUAAGCAUCUAUCCUUCAUUUCUUUAUGAAAUAAUUUUCCCUGCUAAGUGCCUUUUACCAUAAGGAUUUACUCUUAAGAACUCUUUUUGUCAUAAUGAAUUUAAUUUUUAUUUAAUAUUUUCAAUUUUAUGUAUUUAAAUUUUCAGCUAUCAGUUAUAUGUGUAUUUUAUCUCUUGAACUAAAUUUCAAGCUUGCUUCUAUGUAAUAAUCUUAACAAGUAAGCUUUAUGCUAAUUUUGCCAUGAAAUGUUAUUCAUAGUUCUGUCUUUUUUUGUUUGAAAAAGUCCAAGUAGGAAAGAAAAGCGUACUGAUCUGAACAUGAUGUCUAGCAUCAUUAAUUUGAAAAUGUCUUUAAAAUUUCAAAAUCACGCAGAAUAUUUUAAACUGACUGGUAUCCAUAUUCUUGAAAAUUAGUAAGACUGCAAGAAUUGGAUUGAAAUUUCAUUCGCAGAAGGGGGGAGAAGUUUCAUAUCCCUGAUUUAUUUUACAAAAUCAGAGUCUGAAUCUCAGGUUGUAUUUUACUAAGUCAUUGUGUGAAUUUCACUGUUGAGUGAAAGGAAAUCAAGACAGAGGAACAUUAUAUUUUUAAUAUCCUCAAUAUUAAGUAUAUGUAAAUUUAUAGCUGUGAAAUAAUUAUUAAUAUAAAAUAAAUAUUUUUGCUGUACAUUGUAGUUCAAAGCAUGUAAAUGAUGUACAUAGAUAAACUUUUAUGUCUUCUAAUGCAUGUAUGUAAAUAUAUAAUUUCUAAAAAUGUAGUUUGCUUUAAGUAGUGAAGAAAUUAUUCUGUUACCUGAAACAAUAAUAUAAAAAUUCUAUGUUUAAAUUAAAUCUGUCUAUCAACAGCAUUGAUAUUUCAAGAACAUUGAAUCAACACUGACGUUUAAAGAGAAAAUGUGUAAAUAUCUCUUCUUUUAUAGUUUCAAAUAUGUGUUAAUUUUAUUCUUUAGUUUUAUUUAUUAUUUAUUGUAAGUUUCUUUUACUUAAUAUAUUAUUUAUGAUUUUUAAUUAUUUAUUGUUAUAAAUUUAAUAUUUUCCUGAAUACUUUUUUAUGUUGUUAAUUUUUUGAAAAUAUUUAAGAUAUGCUCAUAUUAUUUCUAAAACAUUGUUAUAAUUUAUUUGAUUAUGAAUGAAUGUAAUACUUAUGAUAAUUGCGUUUUCAUUUUUAUGAUAAUGAGGAUCACAUUGUCUCUGGAUGUAUGACAUUUCUAUUCACAUUUUUUGUCUUAUAUCCUGCUUAGGGAAAAAAAUAUCAGCUAGAGUAGAUUUAAUAAUUGUGAAAUACCAUUCUGUGAUAAAACUGCACAUAAUGUCAAAUGUUUAAAUAAAAUUAUAAUUAAUACAGUACUUGUUUUAAUCAUAUACUUAUAUAUAUAAGUUAUAUAUAAGUAUAUGAUUAUAUUAGUGCAUGCUUAUAUUGGCAUUUUAAUUACAUUUUUUAUAUCUAUUCUAUCAGAAUAUGAGUUAAUUAUUAUUUAAAUUUACACUUUUGUUAAAUGAAUUCUAGUAGAUAUUUGGCUAUGAUUUUGAAGUUUGUAAUUUAAAAUUGCUUCUCAUACUAACAGCAGAAAUGAUAUAAUAUGCUUUAAUAAUAUUUAAUAAAUGUUUAAUAAAUAUAGGGACUUUUCUUUUUAAUAAGUUUUGAAGGCUUGCAACUUUCAGCUGAACACAGUAUUUUUAAACAAAAAAGUAAUUGCAUUAUUUCUUUACAAAUGUAUUAAAUAUUGCCAAUAUAAUAAAUAACAAAAGGCAACAACAUAUUUCUUAUUUAUUAUAGUAUGAAGAGCAGAAGAAA
Messenger RNA from Stegodyphus dumicola, 2906 nucleotides. RefSeq names its product actin-binding Rho-activating protein-like. Gene Ontology annotation, cellular component: sarcomere. Gene Ontology annotation, molecular function: actin binding. Gene Ontology annotation, biological process: positive regulation of transcription by RNA polymerase II; positive regulation of Rho protein signal transduction. The record is from RefSeq and is a predicted model, not a curated record. Lineage: Eukaryota; Metazoa; Arthropoda; Arachnida; Araneae; Eresidae.